UUCUGCGGGCGCCCGCACGCCUGCCGCAGUGUCUUGGCAGGGCCUUUGCUUUUUCGUGGAGUCUUCUCAUCCCGAGUCGCCUCUUUAGGAAAUUACUUAAUCUUUGGCUUUAUCAUUCUCACAUCCUCUUCCUAACUAGUUUUCUGCACUUUUGGAGACUGAAAAAUACUGCAGAGAGAAGAGGUGGGGGCUGUAGUAGAAACAAGCAAAACUGACCUCCCAGUGUGGGGACCUCCUGGAGAAGGGUAAUUUUCUGACUUCUUAAGUCGGCUACCAAAAUCAGUCAUUUUGCUUCAUUUGCUCUUUCACUUCCUAAUUCUGCAAAAAACACCGGGCGACAAGAUCAUGGAGGAGCGCCUGCAGGUGGCUCAGCUGUACAAGGAAGAAGGGAACCAGCGCUACCGGGAAGGGAAGUACCGAGAUGCUGUGAGCAGGUAUCAUCGAGCUCUGCUUCAGCUGCGGGGUCUGGAUCCAAGUCUGCCAUCCCUGAUACCUAAUUUAGGACCUCAGGGCCCGACUCUCACACCUGAGCAAGAAAACAUACUGCACGCCACCCAGACAGACUGCUACAACAAUCUAGCUGCCUGUCUCCUUCAGAUGGAGCCAGUGAACUAUGAACGAGUGAGAGAAUACAGUCAGAAAGUCCUGGAACGACAACCUGAUAAUGCCAAGGCCUUGUAUCGGGCUGGAGUAGCCUUUUUCCACCUGCAGGACUAUGACCAGGCUCAGCACUACCUCCUGGCUGCUGUCAAUAGACAGCCUAAAGAUGCCAAUGUCCGGCGGUACCUACAGCUUACACAGUCGGAACUCAGCAGCUACCAUAGGAAAGAGAAGCAGCUCUACCUGGGCAUGUUUGGUUAACAAAGAAGAAAGACGCUCCUCCACUUGAACUUAGGAGGACCUUUAAAGACCCAUGAAGGGGAAAUCUGAGCCUCAUCAAGAGAAAUUAACUCUAUACCUCUGACCCAGGUGGAUUUCUGUUUUGUUUCCAGUUCUACACAAACUACUACUCACACAGUCUGUGUUUUUUGUUUUGUUUUGUCUAUCCAUCUAUAUAUUUGUGUCGCUUUCAGUACAUGUUAUUGUUGGAGACAAUUUGCCUUGAGAAAUACAAUCAGGAAACAUUCAUCAGUUAUAGGUGGAAUGAAUCAUAUCUCUGGGCAUAGAUUUUAAUGAUCGAUGUUGUUAGAUGUAUUCAUAUACAAAAGAGAAGGCUAGGGGCUGGCGGCUGGUUAGCUCAGUUGGUUACAGUUUGGUGUUAUAACACCAAGGUGAAAGGUUCAGAUACCAGUACUGGUGAGCCGCCAAAAAAAACCCCCCCAAAACAGAAGAGAAGGCUAGCAAAGGAAUUUCUUCCUUUGUUUUCUCAGAUGCCCAGAGCCAAACUGGGAAAUAUAUUUUUUGUGAAACCAGCCAAUUAUAAAUUGGGCCCAAAAGUAUUAAAAUGAAAGAUUUUAAAUUAAUCAUUUUUGGUUAAAUUAAUUCCUGUUCUCCUUAAUAUUUCACACACAUUCAGAUUCUUUUUCCCCAACAAAAGUAUCUGGUUCCUAUUUUUU
Cynocephalus volans (Philippine flying lemur) is the source of this 1556-nucleotide messenger RNA. It is a transcript of the gene TTC9C, whose product is annotated as tetratricopeptide repeat domain 9C. The transcript is spliced from 3 exons. The coding region runs from base 346 to 861 and encodes 171 amino acids. Lineage: Eukaryota; Metazoa; Chordata; Mammalia; Dermoptera; Cynocephalidae. Gene Ontology annotation, molecular function: protein binding. The record is from RefSeq and is a predicted model, not a curated record.